GUAGCCCAGCUGGCAAAAUUGGCUGCCACGGGACCUUCGUCUCAUGGCCAUGCAGGUCUUCAGCCGUCCGUCCAACACUGCCUGGGGCGGCUGCAGCAGCUGCAGCGUGGCGACCUGGUGGAUCUCACAAGGAGCCUGGCGUCGCUUCGGUGGAGGGAUGAGGCUACCUGGAGGGACAUCGGCAGCACCGUGACGCAGAAAGUGGAGGAGAUGAAGAUGGCGGAACUGGUGCAGAUCGCAGGUGCAUUCUCUCAAGCGAGCCAGCGGGAUCCAGAGAUGCUGAGGGUGAUGAUGGGGAGAGUCCAGGCGGAUCCUAGUAGUUUGAGCUGCUGGUCUUGGGCAGAUUUGAUUCUCUCACUUCAGAGGGCGGGAGUAAAGCCGGACAAGCAGCUGCUGAAAGCGGCAACAGAUGUGAUGUUGACGAAUAUCUAUCGCUUUGAUGGUCUCAAGAAGCUGAAGACAUGCAACAUUGUUGGAUUUGUGGAAGCCAGCCUUGCUGCUGGUUUCCUCCAUCAAAGGAUGUUCCAAGUGCUAUCAAAGGUCAUGGAGGAGCGCAUGGAGAGCCUGUGCCCCCACGAGUUGUCCAAGGUAGCGCUGACUUGGGGCCAAGCAAAUUGCAAAGAUGAUGCCCUGGUGCAGUCCUUGUGCAAGGCAAUUCGUCGCAAUCUUUCGUCCAUUCCAAAGGACAGGAUUUCAUAUACAAUUCAUGGCCUUUGCUUGCUGCAUUGCAAAGACAAACAGCUGCUGAUGGACUUGGCGUUUGCUUGGGUGGCCAAAGGUCCUGAAAAAUCCUUCGAAGUGCUGCACGUCAUCUUUGGAUUGGCGAGGUCGCGGGCCCUCGAUCCUUUGCUGUUUGAUCGAAUCGCGGCAUGUAGUCUGCAGUUUGUGCUUCAUUUCGAUGCAAGGACCUCUGUCGGGUGUCCUUUGCUGCUAGCAAGCUUUCACUUGCUACAACUCUUGGAAGUUGCAUCCCAGCGGCUGUUGUGGAGCGUGUGUCCAGACUUCAAGGGUGACCAGUUAGCCUUAAUGAUGCACGCGGUGUCGAGGCUGUCGGACAAUCCUGGUGCAUACUUGCCGGCUCUUGAGCGUGCCACCUUGCCGCAUGUUUCAACACUCAGACCUCUCGACCUUAGAUACAUUUUCAUGGCUUGGGCCAAGGCACGUGUUUCGGACCAACAUUUGAUGGAAGCAGUUGUUGCACGUACAGCUGAGCUGGUUGAUGGUUUGGAUCCAUCCACAGUAGACCAGAUUGUGUGGGCAUGCUCUGAACUGCAGAUCAGCAAUGAGGACCUGUUCAAGGCAUUGGGUGUUCGAUGUGCAGCUACCGUCUCUUUGUUCGGGUUGUCCCACCUUGGAUACACUGCAUUUGCAUAUGUCCGAGCAGGGAUGCACGGUGAGCUGCCUUUGAUCAGCAUCGCGAGGGAGGCCUCGCGGCGUUUGGGGAAGAUGCAUCCUAUUCCUGGUUCGCUGCUUGCACGUGCCUUCAUCCAAGCUGACUUGGAGUCACCCGAAGUCGCAGAGUUGUUGGAAGGACUAGCUGGAGUUGCAAGUCAGCAAGGGUGGACACAGUUGAGCCCCAAGCCGCAGCUGGAACAGGCUGAUUUCCAAAAACAGUGCGCCGAAACGGUUCAAGACUUCCUUCCAUCCAUCCUGGUGAAUAAGCGUCACCAGAUGGGGCCACUGCUUGGUCUGGCACUGCUGCAAGGCGAUGCACCUCACCUGAACUUGGAAGUGGAUCCCAUGGACCUCCAGCUUUCCCGGUUGGACCGGGCAGUGCGCACUCGGCGCGAUCAGUUCUUGGAGGACCUGGGUGUGCAGGUGUUGAGAUUGAAGGUCAGGGACCAGGAUGAUUUGAGGUACCACCUGCUGCAGAUCUUUGGGCAUCCCACCGCACCUGGCAUGGAUGAAAGUCCUGCAGAGCCGCCAGCAUCGGAGGUGGGGCCUCUGGAUGAGGAGGCGGUGGCGAUGUGUGGACGUGUGUGGAAUGAGAUGGAAUCUGGAAGAGUGCAGCAUGAAAGCUUGCUGUAAAGGAUUUGACUUUUUGAAAAUCUACAAGAAGGAUUCCAGAGACCAUUUGAGAUGGCCUGGUGUGUGCGCCUCGGCGUUUGCAUUUGGCAGGAAACGGAAUAUGUUUGAACUUUGCCAAUCAAUUCAGCACGUGUUUUUCUUGUUUGAAAGGUUCUUUAGAUCAUUUCGUAAUUUAGUGUUUCAGUGAAGUCAGGAUGGUCACUGGAUCCCUACUAGUGACUAGCCAAUAGGGCUGUCUUGGGGCUGUGGCUUUGUGGCCGCCAUUGGAAGGGGUGGGCUGUGGCGGGGUAGGUCAUGGCUGC
Messenger RNA from Cladocopium goreaui, 2330 nucleotides. The record is from the annotation of a GenBank genome assembly. Lineage: Eukaryota; Dinophyceae; Suessiales; Symbiodiniaceae.